AUGCGUCACUUGCAACCACUCUCGAACACGGCAGCGCCGGCGCCGGGCUCGAGCUUAGCGCUUAUGAAGACGCAGCAGCUCGCCCGCGAAGAGGAAGAGAAGCUGCGCGCUCGACGAGUCAAGGGGGUCAUCGUGCUCGUCGAGCAGUUCCUGCUGGAGCAGGGGUACCACCAAACUCUGCAGGCGCUCCAGCAGGAGAGCCGCAUCUCCCUCGCUCAGUUCAGCGCCGCCGACAACAUGGACUUGCUCUCUCUUGUCCAGGAGUACGAAGAGUACCACGCCUUCAAAUGCCAGCGUGCGCCGAAGCUGUACCGCGUCCGCGGCGGCAGCAGCGAUGACGCCGACGGCGUUGGCGGUGUCAACUCUGAAAGCGGAGAGCGGAUGCUCUCACGGAGGCGAAAAGGCGCGUCGGCUCCUAGUGUCGCGACCUCGUCUUCAUCGCCACCUUCGCUGUCCUCUGUAGAAAAGCCGCCGCCGCACCUUCGGCCAACGAACCUCGCGCGCGCCCUCAGCCACGUGCAGACAAACGGCGACAAGCGCGCUGUGGCGCCGAACGGGGACGGCAGCGCUCUUGGGUUGUCUCUCCAGGGCGAGUCCGCUGCCGCUCACAGCUCCGGCCGCGAGGGCGAGAAGGGUCGAAGAGACGCAGCCAGGGAUGGCGAGGACUGCAAUGAUGCUGCAGAAGACCCAUUCGGCCCCUUGAGCCGCCGCGUACUGAAGCCGCUGCCGCCGUUUCCGACGAACGAGUUGAACGAUCUGGCCGCCACGAUCCUGCGCGAGAUUCUCGACGUCAACCCAUCCGUGCGUUGGGGUGACAUUGCUAACUUGGAAAGUGCCAAGCACCUCCUGCAGGAGGCCGUGGUGAUGCCGGUCAAGUACCCGGAGCUGUUCCAGGGCAUCCUGCGCCCGUGGAAAGGGAUUCUUCUCUUCGGCCCGCCCGGCACCGGCAAGACCCUCCUCGCCAAGGCCGUCGCGACGGAGUGCCGCACAACCUUCUUCAACAUAGCCGCCUCAUCCGUCGUGUCCAAGUGGCGCGGUGACUCAGAGAAGCUCGUCCGCAUGCUCUUCGACCUCGCCGUCCACUACGCGCCAAGCACUAUCUUUAUCGACGAGAUCGACUCCUUGAUGUCAGCACGGUCGAGCGACGGCGAGCACGAGGGGUCUCGCCGUAUGAAGACAGAGCUGCUGACGCAGAUGGACGGUCUCUCCAAGCGGCGUGGCGGCGAGGUGGUGUUCGUGCUAGCGGCGAGCAACGUGCCAUGGGACCUCGACACGGCAAUGCUGCGCCGGCUGGAGAAGCGCAUCCUCGUUUCGCUUCCGACGCACGACGCUCGCGUUCUUAUGUUCCGUCGUCUGCUUCCCAACUCCUUCGCAUCCGACGCGGACUAUGAGGCGUGCGCCACGCUAACGGAGGGCAUGUCCGGUGCCGACAUCGACGUCGUCUGCCGUGAGGCCAUGAUGCGACCGGUGCGGAAGCUCAUUUCUCAGCUUGAGGCUGCAGGAAACGGCCGCGACGCGCACACGCGGCUUCCAAGCGAGCCGCUGAAGCCGGCAGCCGCGACGCUCGAGGAUGUGCAAGCGAGUAUUGCGUGCACCCGCAGCAGUGUCCGGGUAGCAGACCUCGACAAGUACGAUGUGUGGGCACGCGAGCACGGCUCUGGACUAUCCACGUAA
This is a messenger RNA of Leishmania mexicana MHOM/GT/2001/U1103, 1674 nucleotides long. RefSeq names its product katanin-like protein. Gene Ontology annotation, molecular function: ATP hydrolysis activity; protein binding; ATP binding. The record is from RefSeq and is a predicted model, not a curated record. Bases 1 to 1674 code for a protein of 557 amino acids. Lineage: Eukaryota; Euglenozoa; Kinetoplastea; Trypanosomatida; Trypanosomatidae. The transcript has a single exon.